Messenger RNA from Eucalyptus grandis, 2172 nucleotides. RefSeq names its product wall-associated receptor kinase-like 1. Gene Ontology annotation, molecular function: calcium ion binding; ATP binding; protein serine/threonine kinase activity. NCBI's taxonomy places the organism in Eukaryota, Viridiplantae, Streptophyta, Magnoliopsida, Myrtales, Myrtaceae. Bases 1 to 2172 code for a protein of 723 amino acids. The record is from RefSeq and is a predicted model, not a curated record. The transcript has 3 exons. Gene Ontology annotation, biological process: cell surface receptor signaling pathway; protein phosphorylation. Gene Ontology annotation, cellular component: plasma membrane.
AUGUCCAACUCAGUGUUUCAAAUACUCUUGCUUCUGGUUUCCCUCACGGUAAAAGCAUCGUCGGCUGCACCUGGACUUGCACAGCUUGCAAAGCUUAAUUGCACGGAAAGAUGCGGAAGCGUCACCAUUCCCUUCCCCUUCGGAAUAGGGCCUGGGUGUUUCUUGGAUAAAUGGUACGAGAUCCUCUGCCUGCGAAACGGCAGUGUUCCCAUACUAAAUGAGAGACAAUUGCGAGUUUUUAACAUUUCGCUCCCCAGUGGAUUCAUGAACGGCAUGAUUAUUGUCAGUCUUCCUAUAAUUCAAGAUGUAAGUUGUGGGGUCCAAUCUGUUGCGCCAGUGAGCUUAGAAGGAAGCCAAUUUGUCUUCUCCCAGACAUGGAACAUUUUUAGAUCGGUCGGUUGCAACACCCUGGCGACAAUCAAGAGUACAGAAUCAGCUGUUGUGGGUUGCAAGUCGCUAUGUCCUGCAACCAGCAACUUCAGCUGGUAUAAUUGUUCUGGGUGGGACGGAUGCUGCAAGACCACCCUUCCCUUUAACCUUCAGGUCUUUAAUGUGGAUUUCAAAGAAGAAGAAGGACCUCAAGGGUGCAACUACGCUUUCCUGGAAGCUACAUCUAACAUAACAGGUUUAUACGAUUCGACUAUGAAUGCUACGGUUCCGGCGGUGUUGGAAUGGGGAAUUGCAAACGAUACCAACUAUGCGCUUGACCUUAUCCUGUAUGAUGACCCAAUAGACAGCUCGAACAAUGCUGAUCCUUUCACCUGUAGCAGAUACAACCUCUACAACCCGCUUCGGUAUGUCAGUGAAAUGCCAUUUACACAGUGCUAUUGUGAAAGGGGGUAUACUGGUAACCCCUACCUCAUUGGAGGAUGCCAAGAUAUUGACGAAUGUGAAGGCUCAAACAGGUGCCCCGGGACUUGCGUGAACAAACCGGGCGGCUUUGACUGCGUCACUGGUAGAAAGACAGCUAAAUUCAUUGUUAUUGGGAUUGGGGCAGGCCUUGGGGCACUACUUUUGUGUCUUUCCUUAUGGAGGUUGUACAAAUAUAUCAAGAAGAGAAAAGAAAUCAUGCUCAAAGAGAAGUACUUCAAAUGCAAUGGCGGUCUUUUGUUGAAAAGUGAACUAUCUACACCAGAAGGCAACGUGGAGAAAAGCAAAUUGUUCAACUCCAAGGAUUUGGAGAAGGCCACCGACUACUUCAACGAUAAUAGGAUACUCGGGCAAGGUGGACAAGGGACUGUUUAUAAGGGUAUGUUAACAAACGGAAAAAUAGUAGCAAUUAAGAAAUCAAAAGCAAUAGAUGGGGGAAAAGUUGAACAGUUCAUAAAUGAAGUCCUCAUCCUCUCACAAAUCAACCACCGAAAUGUGGUUAAGUUAUUGGGGUGUUGCUUGGAGACAGACGUCCCGCUUUUAGUGUACGAAUUUAUACCAAAUGGGACUCUAUACCAAUAUCUACAUGACUCAAAUGAAGAGUUUGGUGUAUCAUGGGACACACGCCUACGAAUUGCAACGGAAAUUGCAGGAGCCUUAUUCUACUUGCAUUCAGCAGCCUCUAUUCCCAUUUAUCACCGAGACAUCAAGUCCACCAAUAUCCUCUUGGAUGAGAAAUAUCGAGCAAUAGUUGCAGAUUUUGGUACCUCCAAGUCCAUUUCUCUUGAUCAAACUCAUGUAACCACAGUGGUGCAGGGGACUUUUGGCUACCUAGAUCCUGAGUAUUUCCAAUCAAGUCAAUUUACAGACAAAAGUGAUGUGUACAGUUUUGGAGUUGUCCUUGUUGAGCUCUUAACGGGACAAAAGCCGAUCUUGUCAAUGAGGGAAAAGGAAGGAAGAAGUCUCGUGACCUAUUUCAUAAUUUCAAUGGAGGGGAAUCGCUUGUUUGACAUUGUUGAUGCUCAAGUUUUGAAAGAAUGUAAGAAAGAAGAGAUUUCAUUGGUUGCUAACCUGGCAAAAAGAUGCUUGAACUUGGCUGGGAAGGCCCGGCCUACAAUGAAAGAAGUGGCAAUGGAGUUGGAGAGGAUAAGGAAGCUCCAAAAUCCUUCAGGUAUUCAGCAAAAUCAAGAGAACCGUGAGGCAACUAAAUCUUAUGAUGCUGCUUUUACAUCUAUCCAGUCAAGCAUAGAUGUCAUGACAUUUUCGGAUGUUCAGCCACUCUUACCUAGUGAGAUGCGGUGA